Messenger RNA from Talaromyces atroroseus, 936 nucleotides. RefSeq lists its product as hypothetical. The record is from RefSeq and is a predicted model, not a curated record. NCBI's taxonomy places the organism in Eukaryota, Fungi, Ascomycota, Eurotiomycetes, Eurotiales, Trichocomaceae. The transcript is spliced from 2 exons. Gene Ontology annotation, molecular function: riboflavin reductase (NADPH) activity; FMN binding. The coding region runs from base 1 to 936 and encodes 311 amino acids.
AUGAAGCUGCUCAUGCCGCAAUUCUCCGCACGGGGAGCUGCGAGGAGAAAUGUUUUAUAUGAGAUCAGCACAUCACAGUUCACCUGUCCCUGCCAAAUAUCGCCGCGAUUUCGCUCAUCGCAGCCGCUGUCGUCGACAACUUCGCGACCCUUCUCAUCCACGCCCUACAAACGCUCCAGACACAUUGAAAAAGAAAUAGAAACAACUCCUCCAACUCCAAGUCCGGAACCUGACUCCUCGCUAUCCCAUCAAAUCCGUCUCCUAAUGCGACGCAUCCCACACCCAGUCGCCAUCAUAACCGCUUACUCUUCCACAACCUCAAAAUCAAAGACACAACGAAAACCAAAACCAACGCCAACGCCGCGAGGAAUGACAGUCUCAUCCUUCAACACGGUAACCCUCCACCCAAAACCAAUCAUAACGUUCAACGUGCGCCAGCCCUCCGAGACGCUGUCUGCCCUACAAUCCUCGGGCCGGUUCUUGGUCCAUUUACUAGCUCCUCAAAGCCGCAUGGCAAGACUAGCGCAUGAUUUCUCAAGAGGGAAUGCGAAUCUGGACUUGGGUGGGUUUGAGUUCGUGGAUUACAAUUAUAAUCGUGAAAUCUCAAGUGAGAAGGAUACCGCGACGAUACUUCCGCGGCUUGUGCGAAGGAGAGCUCAGACGCAUGUCGACCAGGCUAAUAGCAAUAAUAAUGACGAUAAGAAUAACGACACAAUAGAGGAAGAGGAUUUUACAUUCGUGCUCGACUGUGAAUAUUUACCCGAAAAGUCAGUACGGGUAUAUGACCAUGUCAUUGUUCUUGGAACCGUGGAGAAGAUCCUCUCAUCUGCUGCUGCUACUGCUACUGCUGCGGAUGGGUUGGCAAGGCAUGCAAAGGAGGAUUUUUGUCUGAUGUAUGCUGAUACCCGGUUCUGGAAGAUGGGCGAGGAGGUUUGA